AUGUCUUCAGCACAACGUGAUCCAUGGAACAUUGACUAUGUCAACCAGAGUCACUUGGAGGCUUUCGCACAGGCCCUCAACCUUCCCGAUAAUCCCGUCGACGGCACAGAAUCACCUUUCAGUCCCAAAAGUCCCAGAUCACCAACUCUGACAGAUCCUUUCGACAAAACUCAAACGUGGAAUUUCGGUCCAGCAGGAGACGAUGCAAAUGGAGGUGGGGAAGUACCCAUCGUCGAAUCGGGUGAUACUAGCGGGAGGGUGGAAAAGCUCACUGCUACAUCUGAUUUUGCGCCUGUUCAUCACGAGAUCCUAAGUCCCGUCAGACAUGCCGAGGGUUUAUCCUACCAACUCUUCCGCUGGCCUCUCCUCAGCGUCUUCCUUUUCUUCAUCGCUGUGGAAUUCUACUUCUAUGUCUUUGUACGCCAGCUCGUCAAUGUUUGGGAAUACCUCGCCACGUGGCGGGGUAAGAGAGGAAAGCUACGUGCGAAAAUGCGCAAAUCUCAGACGUACGAAGAAUGGGUGACCAUCGCCAAAGAACUGGACGCACUACUUGGUUUUGAUAAGUGGAAGGAGCAAGAAGAAGACGUUUAUUUCGAUUGGUCUUUGGUGAAAAGAGUAAGGAGACGAUUGUACAAGGAGAGGACUGGAGGAGAUGUCAAGGCGCUCAUGGGAGACCUGCAGACUAUAGUCAGACCCAACUAUGCCGCCACUCAGGAUCCCAAGAUGUACAGCGAGACAUUCUACGGCACCAAGACACUGGUAGAGAGCCAUGUAAGGGAGGUAGUCGCCGACUUGGAGUCUGUUCGACUUUCCAAUGAAGUACCCUUGGAUCAGAAGAGAAAGUUUUUCAGACAGCUCAAUCGUAAUUAUGGAGCCAGUGCACUUUGUCUCUCCGGAGGGGCUUAUUUUGGGUAUUAUCACUUUGGCGUCGUGAGGGCAUUGCUGGAUGCCGAUCUGCUUCCUAGAGUUAUCACAGGUACUUCAGCUGGAGGCAUCGUUGCUGCUUUGGUCUGCACUCGCACCGAUGCCGAGCUCAAAGAACUUCUGAUUCCCAAACUUGCGGAUAAAAUCACAGCUUGCGAGGAUCCUUUCCGAGUAUGGAUCAAGCGGUGGUGGCAGACGGGUGCACGGUUCUCAGCUGUAGAUUGGGCAAGAAAGUCCAUGUGGUUCACUCGCGGUUCUCUCACUUUCCGUGAAGCUUAUGAACGGACGGGUCGGAUCAUGAAUGUGUCAGUCGUGCCUCAUGACAGACAUUCCCCUACUAUUCUACUCAAUUACAUUACCGCCCCCAACUGUGUCAUCUGGUCAGCCAUUUUGGCUUCUGCCGCUGUGCCCGGAAUCCUCAAUCCAGUCGUACUCAUGUCCAAGGCUGCCGACGGACGAAUACAUCCUCACAACAUCGGCGGAUCUCGUUUCAAGGACGGCAGUCUACGAGAAGAUAUUCCCCUAGCAGGUCUACAUACACAUUUCAACAGCAACUUCUCCAUUGUUAGCCAAGUCAAUCCUCAUGUCCAUCUUUUCUUCUUCUCUCCCAGGGGCAAUGUGGGUCGGCCAGUCUCACAUCGACGUGGCAAGGGCUGGAGAGGAGGAUUCGUACUGUCAGCUCUGGAAUCGUACAUCAAGCUGGAUAUGAACAAGCAUUUCAAAGUAAUCAGGGACUUGGAUCUGAUGCCACAACUUUUGCAGAGUGAUUGGAGUGGCGUUUUCACCCAACGUUUCUCUGGCACAUUGACCCUCACCCCUCGAAGUACCAUAGGCGACUGGUUCCGGAUUCUAUCUGACCCCUCUCAGGUCCAGUUGGCACGGAUGAUGCAAGUCGGUCAACGAGUUACCUGGCCUGCUUUACGUAUGGUCCGUAAUCGUAUACUUAUCGAACGUGCCAUCGCCAGAGGUCGUGCUGAGGUCCGAACCAACAUGGCGAGAGAAAAGACAACCAAUGAUCGAUCGCCUCCAAAAGGAGUGGACACUGUGGUACCUUCUUUACAACUCCCCUUGGAGUCGGACAACGAGACAGACGUCGCUCUACGUGCCAAAAGGGCAAAGUCGACACCUGUAUCAUUGUUACAAGAUGGAAGUGCUAGAAGACGAAGAUUAUCUUCUCGUCAAUUCCGUCGAUCUGGAUCCGAUAAUCAAGGUUCUACUUCUCAAUUUGCUUCCUACGUACCUAGCGGUCUGAGCGGCUUGGCUUCCAGGCGGUAUAUAGGACAAACACUUCGUACACUCCCCACAAUCCCUUCGCCUUUCCGCACUCGUCCUUUUUCUCAGCCAGUAUCACAAUCACCGUCUCAAUCAGAAUUUCCGGCUCCACCUGCAUAUUCAGACUCUCAGGAUAGACGUCAAAACUCAUUUUCGAGAUGGUGGAAUAACGCCUCUGACUCUAGUUCAUCUGGGGACGAAUUCGCAGUCGGGGUUGCAAAUGUGGAUUCUGGGUCAGAGGAUGAAGAGGAGGAAUUGAGACGAAGAUUUGGAGAAGCCGUUGAGUUGGAAGAUGCGGAUUCGGUGCAAGGUGAAGAAGAGAGAUAUAAGUCGGACGGGCAGGAGGAAGUUGGGUUAGGUUUGAACAUGGGUGAAGGAGUUGCUGGAAAGGGUAAAGAGAGGGAAGAAGUGUCGACUCCGCAAGGGGAGGGUGUGGUGGAUGGACCAUAGGUGAAGAUCAUUUGCAUGGCCUGCGAGGUGAAUCAAGUUAUAGUAGUUAGUGGAAUAUUUUCAUGUUGUACAGAUGCAAGUCCUGUCGUCU
This is a messenger RNA of Tremella mesenterica DSM 1558, 2737 nucleotides long. RefSeq lists its product as uncharacterized. Lineage: Eukaryota; Fungi; Basidiomycota; Tremellomycetes; Tremellales; Tremellaceae. Gene Ontology annotation, molecular function: triacylglycerol lipase activity. Bases 1 to 2646 code for a protein of 881 amino acids. Gene Ontology annotation, biological process: lipid metabolic process. The record is from RefSeq and is a predicted model, not a curated record. The transcript has 13 exons.